AUGUUUUUCAGAAGAACAAAGAAGGGCCUGGUACUUCUUCUUUUAUAUGUUGAUGACAUGGUAAUAACAGGUAGUGACACAAAAGGUAUCAUUGCUCUAAAGUCUCACUUACAUUCAUGUUUUGAAAUGAAAGAUCUUGGGUCUUUAAGAUACUUUCUUGGUAUAGAAGUUGAUAAAUCACAUGAUGGGCAUUUCAUAUCUCAAGUUAAAUGUGCAUCUGAAAUUAUUCUUCGUGCUGGUUUAACCGAUAGCAAAGUUGUAGAAACGCCUCUUGAGCUGAAUGUCAAAUUAAAUCACACUAAUGGAAAAGUUCUUCCUAAUCCAACUUUGUACCGUCAGCUUGUUGUUAGUCUUAAUUAUCUGACGAUUACAAGGCCAGAUAUUAGCUAUGCAGUUCAUAUCGUCAGUCAAUUCAUGUCUGCUCCUCGUACCUCUCAUUUUGAUGCAGUUCUUCGAAUCAUAUGGUAUAUCAAAGGCACUUUAUAUCAGGGUUUACAUUUUUCUACCACAUCUGACCUUCGUCUUAGAGCAUACACCGACUCAGAUUUGGAAGGGGAUGUUACAGAAAGACGUUCUACCACUGGAUACUGUAUGUUUCUAGGAAACUCUUUAAUCUCAUGGCUUAGUAAGAAACAGUCAGUGGUUUCUCGGUCUAGUGCUGAAGCUGAGUAUAAAACUAUGGCACACACUACUGCUGAAAUAGUUUGGUUAAGAUGGCUUCUUGGUGACAUGGGAAUUUACUUAACAGAGUCGACUCCUAUAUAUUGUGAUAACAAAGCUGCUAUUCACAUCGCUCAUAAUGAUGUCUUCCAUAAACGUACAAAGCAUAUAGAAAUAGACUGUCACUUUGUACGACAUCAUCUCGGGAAAAAGACCAUUACACUGCCUUAUGUUCGAUCAGAAUUUAAACUUGCAGAUCUCUUCACUAAGUCCCUACCUUCUCAUCGACUACAAUUUUCUGAUAAACAACCUCAAGAUGUGUUCAGCACCAUAUAG
This is a messenger RNA of Papaver somniferum (opium poppy), 996 nucleotides long. RefSeq lists its product as uncharacterized. The record is from RefSeq and is a predicted model, not a curated record. The transcript has a single exon. Lineage: Eukaryota; Viridiplantae; Streptophyta; Magnoliopsida; Ranunculales; Papaveraceae. The coding region runs from base 1 to 996 and encodes 331 amino acids.